AACCGAAAGUCGUUUUUUAGAUCCCAUCCCCGUCGGUGCAUUGCAUUCCUUUAUAUUAUAAAGUUUUUAACAAUACGAAAAAAAUAUUGCAUACAGAAACAGCGCAUAUACACCAUGAGUGGAGGCAAGCACUUGGCUACAGGUUCGCCCAAACCCGAGAUCCCCAAUGACGGCAAGCUGCGUUUGUAUUCAAUGCGCUUUUGUCCCUACGCCCACAGGGUUCAUUUGGUAUUGGACGCCAAAAAAAUUCCGUAUCAUAGCAUUUUUAUCAAUCUCAACGAUAAACCGGAAUGGCUAACCGAGUAUAGUCCUUUGGGCAAGGUGCCAGCUUUGCAUUUGGUGAAAGAGGAGGGAAAACCGGCUUUAAUUGAAUCCCUAGUAAUUGCGGAAUAUUUGGAUGAGCGAUAUCCCGAACCAAAACUAUUCCCCAGCGAUCCUUUAAAGAAAGCCCAAGAUAAGAUACUAAUUGAACGCUUCAAUGCUGUCAUUGGGCCCAUGUAUAAGAUUUUUGUUAACAAUGAGGUGCCCGGGGCCAUUACCGAUGUCAGCACUGGUUUGGAUAUAUUCGAGAAGGAAUUGAGAGCACGCGGCACACCUUUCUUUGGCGGCGAUAAGCCAGGCAUGUUGGAUUACAUGAUUUGGCCAUGGUGUGAACGUUCGGCCAUGUUGAAAUAUCUUUUGGGUGACAAAUAUGAAAUGGAUAAGGAACGUUUUGAGAAAUUGCUCAAAUGGCGCGACCUAAUGGGAGAGGAUGAGGCAGUUAAAUGCUUUUAUCUGGAUGGCGAAACUCAUGCCAAGUUUAUGAAGACUCGUCGUGAGGGCAAGCCAAAUUAUGACAUGCUUGUAAAUCCCUCAAAACGCCAACGUAUUUGCUAAGCAGCUUGAUCCUUUCACUUGACACUUUAUUUUUCACACUUACCUAGAUACAUUAUGCAAAGUUUUCAUUUCUAUUGGCAGGCUUAAAACUUUACAAUCCAUUUACAAUACAUUUAUUUUAUACUCUUUUUUUAGUAUAUGAAAUGAACUAUGAUAUUACUAGUUUACGACUAAAGCAAAUAGUAAUAAAAUGAUCAAUGCAGCAAUAUAA
Messenger RNA from Stomoxys calcitrans (stable fly), 1087 nucleotides. It is a transcript of the gene GstO1, whose product is annotated as pyrimidodiazepine synthase. Gene Ontology annotation, cellular component: cytoplasm. Gene Ontology annotation, molecular function: glutathione transferase activity; glutathione dehydrogenase (ascorbate) activity. The record is from RefSeq and is a predicted model, not a curated record. Bases 115 to 876 code for a protein of 253 amino acids. The transcript has 4 exons. Gene Ontology annotation, biological process: glutathione metabolic process. NCBI's taxonomy places the organism in Eukaryota, Metazoa, Arthropoda, Insecta, Diptera, Muscidae.